UUCCGUGGAACGGACAAUAGGAGAGGAACCUCACAGGGGAAGAAGAGCCAUGAAGUUGCCGCCGCAGUUAGUGGCAUCGAUUCUCCUAACAUCCGUUUGCGCCGCUGGCUGGCCUUAUCGUGAAAUAGUGGGCGUCGAGCAAUCGGCAUCCCCGUUAUUCGUCGCCCCGGUUUAUGGAGUCGCACCUGCGGUGAGCCUGUUGGACCCGGCGAAAGAGGCUGUUGCAACGAUCGUUGCUGGCCCGGUGACCGGGACCACGAUUGUCGAGGGAUCGUCGUCCGGUCCUGUGACCGUCGUAUCGCCAGGGGAUGCGAUCACCGGGCUCGAUAACAGUCCACCGUCGACGAAAAAUGCGACCGUAGCGCCAGCUGCGCCCGAAGAUUCGGUGCUCAUUAAAGGAGCGUCGGCGGGUCCGGUAACGCUGGUCGCUCCUUCCGACAAUCCAGCCGCGAUCGUCGAUAGUGCAACGUCAGCACGAGCUGAAACAAAAAAAGAGGUUGUUGCAUCGUCAGCGUCGUCGUCGGCUGGUGUUGCAAUCGAAAACUCAGAAGAAUCGUCGAACCCCGCGACAAUUAGCCAGACAAUAGGAAUAGCGUCAGCGAAAGCGAUAAUAGGUCCCUCGACUGGGCCCGUAAUCAUCGUCGGACCGACAGCUCCACCAGCGCCGACCACGGUUGCUGUUCCAACAGUCGUUCCACUAUCGGAUGCAAGUACCAGUAUCAUCGAAGCAUCCUCUGAAACCACUAACAUCUCAAUCUCCAGCAACGCAACCGUGCAAACGCUCAACGAAUUGUCUGCUUCGGUCACAGAUACAACAGAGCCAACCGGGGUCAGGAUUUCAGCGUCCAAUUCGAGCCAGACUAUCACGCAGAAUUCCGGGAAUUCCGUAGUUUUCGCGUCAGCGAGGGUAAAUUUGAUUACGCCCGCGGCUACGAUCGCAGCCAGCGAGGUGGCCUUAAGUAACGCCGUCCUAUCAGCGACGACCGUUCCCACAGCGCUCGUUUCCGGUUCCUCGGGGACCGUUUCCGCCGCCGCCACUGCUGCUGCUUCCGCUCUGCUCCUCUAGACGCCGAUCUAACCAUUGUACACGCUCGAACGGUCACCUGUUUCGUCCCCCCGGUUUUGUUCAGGGCGUCGCGAAGGAAGAAACGCCGAUGACUCGAUGCACGAAGCGGCUACGUCUAGUCGGAAUACGGAUCAGAAAUGACCCAGCACCGUUGGCGAACUGUUAACCAAGGUUACGAGAGAUAGGCAGCCGCGAAAACCGGCGGCAAUUCGUUGACAUUGCGUUGGCGACCGGGUCCCGAGACUGCGAAACAAGGAAGGGAAAAGUUGUGCAAGGACGACGGGGACCACGCGUAGUUGUUGGCAUUGAUGUCCGCCUCGCGCGCUCGCUCGCUCGCGCCAAUGAUCCGCGAACGACUGUUUGCAUACAAUCGCGGCGAUCUUGCUACUUCUUCCAGGCGUUCUAUCGUGUCGUUUGCAUAAUCGAUUUUUAAUAAACGAAGCAGGUUGACUGGGAUUGAUGGUUUAUGCUUUAGUGAUCUAAAUGGGGUUUGGACCGUUGUAUAUGUAGGCUGUGGAUUGUAUUGUGAGAUGAUAUUGCCUGAAAUAAGUCCACGAAGAUGAGAGAACGCAGGAAUUCUUUUUGCUCUGAAUUAUCUU
This is a messenger RNA of Dufourea novaeangliae, 1665 nucleotides long. Its product is annotated as flocculation protein FLO11-like. The record is from RefSeq and is a predicted model, not a curated record. Bases 50 to 1066 code for a protein of 338 amino acids. The transcript has 4 exons. NCBI's taxonomy places the organism in Eukaryota, Metazoa, Arthropoda, Insecta, Hymenoptera, Halictidae.